Molecule: messenger RNA, 5527 nt
Organism: Amoebophrya sp. A120
Lineage: Eukaryota; Dinophyceae; Syndiniales; Amoebophryaceae
Source: the annotation of a GenBank genome assembly
GAACAAUUCUACUAGUUCGUAGUUUUGAUUUGCUAUUGCUUCCACGACGACCUUUCAUCAAAAAACCAUAGAGAUUUGCUCGCUCCUUUCCAAGAAAUUUGUGGUCAUUGGACAACGGAAGUCGUUUUGUGCACCUUCGACUUGUGGUCGUCUCACAGCGAAGCGCAUACUCUUUCAGGACAGAAAAUUGGCCGUCCCAGCACUGAGACUGACGGUUGAGUACGACGAGUCAAGAUCUUGGUCCUGCUAGUGCUCCUUUUUGUCGUUCUUCGUCAUCUUUACGUUCACGCACUGCAUUUGCACAUACCUUCAUCCCACAAAGAAUAAGAUGAUCGAUCCUGUUGAGGUUCUCCAGGUCCAUGAGGCUACGGGUGUUUCUGCGUGGUACGCUGCGGAGGUGGUGGAUUGGAGCGAUGACAAACUGAAGUGCGCUAUCGAUGCGGACACAACGGUGGAGGUUGACUUUAGCUGCGUCAGGCUCGCUAUGCAUUGCAAAAGCAUGAUCGCGCUAGUUGUAGUAACAAUUGCACUUCUACAGCCUUUGCAUCUCUACGUUGAAAAGUUGCAAUGGAAAAGAAGAGUUGUAACAAACGCUGAACUCGCUCACGACGAGCAGCGAAAUUUGUCAAGCAAGGUUGCAGUUACUACGAGCGCGAUACGUUUUGCGCAGGAUACUGGCAAAGGAUCAAGCGGCCUCGAACGAAGCGUUUCAGCCACAGGUACCUUUGCUUUAGUGGCGCUUGAGUGAAAAUCAAAAUUCAUUAUAUCUUGUUCGAUAUUGUUUUGUAUUUGUUCUUGUUGUGUACCAGCCACAUAUUGUUUACAGUUGAUGCUAGAGCCUCUACCUGAAGCCGAGACCACAUCGCUCACAGUGGCAAGAAAAUCUUCCACAAUACUCAAACCCAAAGCCCGGCACCGUGUGUGAAGUUUUGAAGCAAGGGCCUCUGAAAGCGCUGGGAUGGCAGCAAUGCUGCAUAAAGCAGAUUCGAGACGACUUCUAUUUCGUGUACCAGGGGGAUCCAGCAAAGUAUUGGUUGAUAAAUUUUAAUUACUUGUCUACUUGACAGUAGGUACGUUGUGCUUGUGAUGUUGUCUACCUCUUGCCUGCGCCUGCCACAAACUCAAACCACCUGCAUAACUGCAUUUGCAGGUUUGUGCGUGAUGAGCCCCCGGUAUUCGAUGAACAAGCGUUUGAAUUAAAGAUACGAAUAAAACGCUAUCACUCCUAUCAGCUCAUGGAUCGUGGAGCGGUCGAACCUGCGGCCGAUCCAGGAUAGCAGCAGCAGCGGCGGCGGUUCCUCAGGUUUGUCCUUCCAAAACGUAUCUCGGGAGGUCAUCCCCUUGGAACAGGAACUUUCGGCCUGGGUCACAGACGGCGCCGGGGACGCGGAUGCCUGCCUUCAGCAGGUGGCAUCCAAGGUGGGACUGCUCAUCUGUCGCGGUGGCUUGAACAGCGAAACAAGCAAGCCCGAAGUGGUCAUGGUAGGUAUAAAGGAAAAUAACGACAAUAUUAUACGACUCUCAUGUUUUAGUGACCACUCGUGAUCAUCAUGAUCAUGUUUGAUAUUCAUAUUACCAGAAGCAAUCUUAGAAGCGAGGCCUUUCAACUUGAUAUGCGUGCUCAUAUCGUUCUGACACUGGCUAUGACUAAGACUUCUAUGCAAGAACGUUGAGAGUUGCAGUUUGAUGUCACGACUGUACCUGUAGUGAUAAGACAUAUCAUCCACACCAACUUGAGGUGAGAAAGUCGCACUCCGGCGCGGGCGCAUGCUGCUGAGCACGCACUUGAAGCACCAGAAGUCAAUCCAGCAAUUCCAUGUGAAGCGGGAGAAAAAGAUGAAAGCAUUGGUAUCCUGAGUAAAAACGUACCCACACCAGAGUCAGGAUGGGGAUUUUGCAACACAAGCCUCGGAGUUUUGUGAGUCACGCAUGACAAGUUGCACUCUGCAGUGUAGUGCAGGUUAGCAAGUGCAGCCGCGUCACAGAUUCAUCUGCUCAUCCUGUUCACAGCAUCACAAAUUCCAAAACACGACUGGAAAUGGCUCUCAUGGGGAUGCGCAUUACAAGUCUUCUUGUCUUUGCAAAUCUGCAUUACAACUCUGGUGUGGGUACGUUUUUACUCAGGAUAAUUGGAUGAGCAGCGGAACAAAUACAGCGACAAAUUUUCGCAUGUAUCUAUCAUUUUGAAAUUUCUGAUUAACAAAAAUAUAUAGUUUUUCUCGAGAUGUAUGAGCAUGAUAAUGAUGUACAGGAGCGUGGUCAUCUUGGCUAGUACAACCUCCUCUUCACAAAACUCAGAGACGACACACUAAGAUGAAUCAACUAUAUCAGGAAUGGGUCGCAGAGGGUAAGUGCGCCGGUAUGAUUGUCGGCAAGGAAGGGAAAAACGUAAAGAGGGUUCGUGCGGCGCACGGCGUCGAGAUCCUCAUUGAUGACGAGGAGGACGGUUCGGUUAAAGUCCGCAUCUACGGUGACACGCAGGAGCAGGUGGACAAAGCGCGGGCAGAGCUAGAAUACGUGCGGGAUGAAUUCCAGGUGGAGAAGAACCUGGUCGGCUGGGUCCUGGGGAAGAGACGGGCGAAUCUGAAUGACAUCCAGGAGCAGAGCGGGAUCGGGCAAUGCAUGUAUACAUAGUUUUGCUUUUAGGUGGGUGCGUGGUUUUUAGUUGCAUGGUUCUUUCAUCAAUUACAUCUGGUAUAGUACAUGAUUUUUCAUCUCGUAGAGGUUCUUCUUCUUCUUCUUCUUCUUCUUCUUCAUUGCUUUCACUGCAUCACAGCUUCGACGGCGACAGGAAUGUUGUCACGUUGAUCGGUCUGAAGGAGCAAGUGCAGGACGCAAUGAUGCUGCUAGAGGCACACUGCACCUACAACGACGUCUAUCAAGAGAUGGAUGAGGAGCUUGCGGAGCUUGAAAACGAGCUCGACCGCGGCAACAGGGGCGCGGGGAGAGGUGGUAUAGGAUGGCUGCGUCUUUCGAUAUUGCAUGAAACACAUCUUGACUCUUGCACUUUCUCAUGCAUGAAAAUGAUGGAGAUCGAGAUGGACUAUACGCUGGAUCUGGAUGAUGUCUUCGUCUUCACUGAUAGAAGAUCGGCUACCACAGGUACUAAGGGUAAGGGAAAGCGUGGCAAGGACAGCGAGUCUAUGCAUCGGAAAUGUGUCUGGGUAUGGAAGAUUGCUAGAUUUGCCACGCAUGUUUGAUAUGACUCGAGACUCUGUGAUGUAGGGACGUGAAGAAAAGGUCGGGCCCUCUUGUCUGUCAUGCAAAGCCGCAGCCUGUGCCUGGGCUUGCCAUGCGGAACACGCAACACAUACUACUACUAGGAGCCCAAAAGUUCAACGUCAUGCUUGGCUGCGUUAUAAUGUUGCAGUGCGCCUAGGAUUCACUUUUAGCAUUACAGCCUUCUCGACCCAGACAUGUUUGCACUUGAUAGAGUCCUCCUCCGCCCGCCCGUCCUCCUCCUCAAAGUCCAAGAAGGGAUCGGGGAAGAUAGGCAUCGCAAAAGUAUCGUCCUAGUAUGAAUUGUCACAUGACAAAUUUUUCCAGAAGGGAACCCGAUCAGUUUGUAAUGCUGAACAAGACUUAUCUAAAAGACAAAAACAGAGAGAGCUGCGUUCAUGGCGCAGCAAAGGUGAAAUAAUAAGUAGCUACGAGUGCUGCGUCAAUACUUUUGCACAGGAUAGAGGAAGGGCGAGCGCAACUCGCGCAGCAACUACAGUUCCGCGGCGGACAGUCCGGAGGACGGUGCGGGAGAACCAAGACAGCAGGGCAGAAACAGCAACAAAUCGGUCGGGAAGAAGGGACGCAACAACAUAACUGUUGUCACCCGUACCGCGGAUGUGGAGGAAUACGAUAAGAAAGAGGAGGAUUACCCGAGUUUGACGGAAGCUGCAAUGACGCCGUCAAACCGCAAGAGUCGCGGGAAAAAGAAGGGGCAGAACAAGAACGACAGCAGUGGUGCAGCGGAUGUUGACAAGAAGGAUAACGAUAGUGGUACUGCUGACAAGACCGCCGACCAACCGGACAAAGACAGCUCCGCCACCUCCAAGCAGGACAGCUCAGCCUCCAAGGUCGUCGUAGCCGGCGCGAGCAACUCCACAGCGACUCCGGUCGUGAACAGCGGGUCAGCGGAUGACGCUUCGCCGGGAACGACCAUGGCCGCAACUCCGUCAUCCUCCUCGCAGAAGAAGCAGCGCGGCCGCCGCUCAGGGGUAUGCAUCGCAAAAGUACUUUUAUCGCGCGCAUUAUUAUGAUAAUCUGCAUAUGCAAAUCCAAAUUUUUAGUUGAGAAGAGCAACUGGAAUUGUCAUGUUGCAUAAGGCAAAAGCAAAAGGUUCGACCUGUCUGUCAUGCGUGGCUGCAAUUUGAAUGUAUACGAGUGCGAUGGUUGAUAUUUAUAUUUUGCGUUGCAUACGAGGGAAAUAAGGACGACUUGGUGAAUGAAAACGACACGUCAAGCUCGCCGGCGGGAAAGGGCGCGAAGAAUCUGAAGGCGGAAAGCACUAACACGAUCUCCACAACCACAGAGGUGGAGGCGUAGUUGGUUGAGGUCUAAAAAUACUGCUGGGGGGCGUUUCAAGAUCGGGCGAAACGGAAACAGAUUUCUAACAUAUAGUAAAAACUAUUUAUUGUUCAGCUUCAGGGCGGGGGUACUUCGACUUGCUGUCACAACUGUGUCUGUGACAAGCAUCCUAUCCAACCACCUCUACUUGUAUACGUUCAUAUACAACACGGCGAUUCAUAGGUUCUAUUCUUCUACUUUUUCACUCUCAAUUAAACUCUUUUUCUACUCCAUUUUCUCGAAGAACUGAUCUGUAUUUAGAAGUUGUCACAUAACUCCGAGGUUUCUACCGAAGCUCGUGACAGCAGAUGUUUUACUUGAUCGCGAAAUGUAAAGGAAAAGGCUAGUACAGUUUUCAAAAUUGGUUCAGUUGGUUCCAUCAAAAAGAGGUCUAAAACUGGCCGAUACUAGCAAGCUUAUAUAUAUGAUUUUGUUUGUCUCCUUUUCAUCUUGUUUCAUUUAUGAUAUAAAAAACUUUUCCUAGUGCUGGUUGACAAAGAAGCAAAGGUGCAACUACCGACUCAGAACUACUUUUCGUUCUGAUUGUAUUGUCCAGAAAAACUACCUCGAGCACCAAGUACCGCGGUAGUAAAGUCAACGGCUGGAAGCAUUAGCGAUAGAUGAAAUUGACCAAGGAGCGUAUAAUUUUCAGAGGGGAAUAAAAUAUAAAUAUUCUCCGAGGUCACUUCUUUUUUGUUGGGAGUACCACAAGAGCAAGUCAAAAUUUAUGAUGUGCAGCACUUGACAUUUCGUACUCGUUUUUGUAUAUAUUUGAGGCGAUAUUGCUUGUCAGAUGCUUUUUGAAUGCCUUGCUUGAUCGCUAUUUUGGCCGACGCUGUCAGUGUCGAACCUAAACUGAACCUGGAUUGAAGUUUUUUGUUUUUCGAGCACUUGUGAAAAAAAAAGAAAAUUGCUCAGCAGAGACUCUAUGCUUGUUGUAUCGGACUGAUUGGUUCAAGAGGCAAAA